AUGGACAAGGUCGCGAUCAACGAAAAGGAGAACGUUGGGAAACGUGCCAAAGUCGUUAGGCAUUGCGGAUUUUCAUCAUCCUCGUCUUCAUCUUCGUCAUCUUACAACAACAACAACAAACCCGCAAACAUUGAAUCCAUUCCCGUUGAACUCAUUCUACAAAUUCUAUCAUAUCUAUCCCAGAAAGAUCUUUCCAAUAUGGGUCGCGUGUCUAAGUACUUCGAAGGUAUCAUGCAAGAUCCCGUGGUUUGGCGCACGUACGAGGUGACGAACUGUAACGAGAACACGUCCAAAAUAAUUGGGAAGCUAAGAAACAUGCCGUUCCUAAAGGAAUUAACGAUCAAUCACAGAAAGGACAGCGACAAGAUUUUAAGACAGAUUUCGCUGACGAAUAAAAAUCUUGAGAAGCUUUAUGUCUACAAUUGUACAGGGUCGACUUCAAAGUUCUAUCUCCGUUCGCAUUAUCUGACACGCAUAUUAGAGAAAUGUCGACGACUGAAUACCAUCGAGAUUCUUGGUAGUCCUUUCCGCGGACGAAAAUUUUACAAAUUACUCGGUGACGUUGGCUUAAGAUGCUUAAAAUGCGCAUCUCUACCAACAAGGCAUUCGCAAUUUAUUACUUUCAUCCAAAAUGCUCAACAGAUUUACGACAAUCGGUUGAAUACUUACAUUAAUAUGUGCUUUCUUCCGUGGCAUAAACAUGCUCAAUUACACUACUCGAUUAACCGAAAAGCGGCUUUUCGAACAAUAAGGAUACGUUACUCUUCCAAAUAUGCAAUUUCGAUUGAUAUUACAGAGAAUGGGAAAAGGAAUGUGCAUCUUAUAUCUAUGAUCAAUAAAGCUACUGGUUGAGAAAUGUAUAGUUAAAUAUUAAAAAGAAAAAAAAAGAAGGAAAAGUAAAAUA
Vespa mandarinia (Asian giant hornet) is the source of this 904-nucleotide messenger RNA. RefSeq lists its product as uncharacterized. Gene Ontology annotation, molecular function: protein binding. Lineage: Eukaryota; Metazoa; Arthropoda; Insecta; Hymenoptera; Vespidae. The record is from RefSeq and is a predicted model, not a curated record. Gene Ontology annotation, cellular component: SCF ubiquitin ligase complex. Gene Ontology annotation, biological process: SCF-dependent proteasomal ubiquitin-dependent protein catabolic process; protein polyubiquitination.